AUGACCGAGGCCGAGACGGAGGAGAAGGACUCGCAGGCGGACUAUGACAAGACGAUCGCGGGCGCGAAGGACAAGCGGAUGACCGACUCCAAGGCGCUAACGUCCAAGGCCGCCGAGAAGGCAGAUUUGGAGAGCGACCUGCAGGCGGCCAAGGGCGACAGCGCCAGCACGGCCAAGGCGCUCAUGGCAACGGACAAGUACCUCUCCCAACUCCAUGCCGAAUGCGAUUGGCUCAUCCAGGCACGGUGGCGGAUUUCGAUGCAAGGGAGGAGGCGCGCAGUGGGGAGAUCGACGCGCUCGGACAGGCCAAGGCUGUGCUGA
Molecule: messenger RNA, 321 nt
Organism: Prorocentrum cordatum
Lineage: Eukaryota; Dinophyceae; Prorocentrales; Prorocentraceae
Source: the annotation of a GenBank genome assembly